Scleropages formosus (Asian bonytongue) is the source of this 719-nucleotide messenger RNA. It is a transcript of the gene gig2o, whose product is annotated as grass carp reovirus (GCRV)-induced gene 2o. The transcript is spliced from 2 exons. The record is from RefSeq and is a predicted model, not a curated record. Bases 36 to 659 code for a protein of 207 amino acids. NCBI's taxonomy places the organism in Eukaryota, Metazoa, Chordata, Actinopteri, Osteoglossiformes, Osteoglossidae. Gene Ontology annotation, molecular function: NAD+ poly-ADP-ribosyltransferase activity. Gene Ontology annotation, cellular component: cytoplasm.
UCACACCGGGUUCCUUCACGAUCACGGCUUUGAAGAUGUCAAUCACUUUUUCUGGGUGGGAGGCUGUGAAGGACAGGAAAAACCUUAGUGCAAAUGAGGAGCCUAAGAAAGGGCACUGCUACAUGAUGUACCAUGGUACACAUCUCCAGAAUGCUAAGACCAUCAUUUCCCGGGGUUUUCAACCAUCCAAGGAUGGCCUGUUGGGCCCAGGGGUGUACGUCAGCCGCAACAUUGAAAAAGCAAAAUGCUACCCACUGACGGUGGACAAAAAGGACAAGGUAGUGUUCAAGCUGCAGGUACGUGUGGGCAAGGUGAAGAAGAUAAAUUGCGACAACCACCCCAUGCAGAAAACCUGGCACCAGAACGGUUUUGAUUGUGCCUGGGUGCCUCCCAACUCUAGCAUCAGCAGUAUCCGCUCAGGCAGGGAGGAAGAUUGCGUAUGGGACCCCAGCAGGAUCUCAAUCGUGGAUGUGGCCUGCUGUGUGGAUCCGGCCACACGCAAGGAGCUUCGCAGACUGAUACAGCACAAUAACAGGUCAGGAGGGGAGUGCGACUUGUGCCAUGAGGAGUCUGACUGCAACCCACAUCCAGUCCAAAGCUGCUGGCAGUGUGGUAAAACCAUAUGUGCCUUUCAGCAGAAACACCACUGUAAGCACUGAUGAUGCUCACCUCCUUAUCUGUGAGGCUGCAUAAGUUUGCCUUGACUCCAAUGAUUUUCU